Messenger RNA from Xiphias gladius (swordfish), 1635 nucleotides. It is a transcript of the gene gpatch3, whose product is annotated as G patch domain containing 3. NCBI's taxonomy places the organism in Eukaryota, Metazoa, Chordata, Actinopteri, Istiophoriformes, Xiphiidae. Gene Ontology annotation, molecular function: nucleic acid binding. The transcript has 7 exons. The record is from RefSeq and is a predicted model, not a curated record. Gene Ontology annotation, biological process: positive regulation of DNA-templated transcription; negative regulation of RIG-I signaling pathway; negative regulation of type I interferon production. Bases 28 to 1563 code for a protein of 511 amino acids.
GCGUUGCGGACCAGUUGAUAAACAAUCAUGGCGGACUGUGAAGGUGGAUCCCCUGUGUAUUUUGCAAUUAGCAAUAUUCCUGUAGCCUUUCGCUCAGCGGACCUGAGAAAUUAUUUCAGUCAGUUCAUAGAAAGCGGCGGGUUUCAGUGUUUCCACUACCGCCAUCGGCCCGAGGCUCUCAGAGAGUUCGAGAGCACAGUGUGCGGCGACACGGAGGAGGGCAACCCCAACUCCUCGCAGACGGACCGGCUCACAAAAACCGGCUCGGCGAAGAGGCGGGCGGUGAGGUCGUGCUGUUGUGUCGUCUCGGUUCACGGCGAAGAAGCGGACAGGUUCGUCCGGAUGUACAGGGGGAAUCACUGGAUUGACUCGAAGGGGACCUGGCUGGCCAGGCGGUGCGUUAUCAAAAGAGUCAAAGUUUCACAAGACAGAGAUGAUGGAUCAUUCCCCUAUAAAACAAAGUACGAGCAGCGGCACCAUGUUUCGUUAACAGAGCGUUUCACAGAGGCUGACCUCAAAAGCUUAUCCGAGCUGAAUCCACCCGCUCUGAUGCAGAAUGGGAAUGUGGGCACACCGGUGAAAGUGUUCCUCCAGCUCAUCCAGUCCUGCCGACUGCCUCCGCGCCUCAUCCGGAAGUUAGGCCUCACUUUCCCCAAGACCAGCUCCAACCGCCGUUACGGAAACGUACCUUUCCAGUAUAAGAACACUCGCACUCUUCCAGCCACAGAAGAAACUGUAUUAACUGCUGCUGGACAUGAAAUAUCAGGACCAGCCACUUUGGUUAAUCCAUCCUCUGAAUCGAGGCAGCUGGCUGAUAGCGCAGAAACAACAGAGACUGAUGAGCCACAGAAAGAGGAGGAGGAGGAUGCACAGUCAAACGCAGAUGAUGAUGAUGACUACUGUGAGGAGUGGGAGCGCCACGAGGCUUUACAUGAUGACAUAACAAGCCAGGAGCGAAGCAAAGAGAGGCUGUAUGAAGAGGAGAUUGAGUUGAAGUGGGAAAAGGGCGGCUCAGGCUUGGUGUUUUACACCGAUGCCCAGUACUGGCAAGAAGAAGAAGGAGAUUUUGAUGAACAAACUGCAGAUGACUGGGAUGUUGACAUGAGCGUUUACUAUGAUAAAGAUGGAGGUGACAUGGAUGCCCGUGACUACGUCCGAAUGCGGUAUGAAAAGAGGCUGAGGGAGGGUCUUGAAGAUGGAUCUAGACCCAGCCAAUCUAUCGGCAGCUUUGAGAGGUUCACUAAGGGCGUUGGCCGUCGUGUGAUGGAGAAGCAAGGCUGGAAGGAUGGCCAAGGGUUGGGGAACAGUCGAACUGGAAUCCCUGAAGCCCUGGAGAAUGAGGGCCAACAUCCUAACUGCAAAAGGGGCUUUGGGUACCAUGGAGAGAAAUUGAUCUUAAAUCCUGGGAAAAAGUCCAGAACAGAUUUCCAUGUAACUACAGUGUAUGAUAAACCCAAAGACAUAGAUGGAGGGGACACCCUGCUGAGACGCCAACCAAACACAAAUAUGAAGUACAGAGGCUGGCAGCCAGGUGGCAGCAUUGGACCACACAGAAGACUUUAAAUAAAUUAUUAUCUUGUAUCUGUAUAGAUAUAUAUUGUCUGUCUGGCUUUGAUAUUAAAACGUUUUUCAAAC